AUGAGUGCCAGUAAUGCCGACAAAGCAAGGGGCGGCUCUCCGACCCUUGCUGCCCCUGAUAUUCCAGAGUUCAUGACUGCAGUGCAAGGCAAGGACUAUGGAGCCAUCGAUGAAAUGCUCAUGGUCGAAGAAGGCGUCAAAGUGCCUCGGUUGGCCGACCUACCUGCAAAGAAGCAAGCUUCUCAUAUCGUCAUCAAGACUUAUGCAGUAGCGCUGGCCCCUGGUGACUGCCGGGUUUUGUCUGGGAUGACCCGUGAACUUCAGGGGCCUCCUUCCUUUCCCUAUGUUCCCGGUGGUGACUGUUGUGGAAAGGUUGUGGAAAUGCCAUCAGGUGUCGACCUUCCCUUUGAGUUGGGCGACGUUGUGGCAGCUCGCUUCAGUGAUGGACCCCGAGGUGCCCUUGGCGAAUACGCCGUUGUAGGUUCAAAUAUAUGUGGCAAAGUGCCGGACAAUGUAUCUCCUGAAGAAGCUGCUGCCUUGGCAGGAUCCACGCCAUCUACUCUGAUUGCUGAUCCUAUUAUUGAGGGCGAAAGGGUCUUGAUAUUGGGGGCUGGUGGAGGUGAGGGAAGCCACCUGUGCCAACAUGUCCGUCGCAAGGGCGCAAGCUUCGUCGUGGGUGUUUCGGAAGAUCCCGACCGUUUGCUGAAGGAACCGAUAUCGUGCGAUCGUGCAAUUAAUUACAAAACGGAAGAUGUGUUUGACAUGGAAGAAUUCCAAAAGGACCCAUUCGAUACUGUGAUUGAUUUGGCCGCAGGGGCGUGGCCAAGGAUUGUAGAAAGAGCUGUCCAGAAGAAGCCUCUCAUAGUCAAGACAGCGUCGCAAGGAGGACGAUUCUGGACGCCAACACCAGAUACCCCCAUCUUUGAGCUUCAUGGUAUUUGGGCAGGAUUGUCACUCUUUCUCUUUCCUUCUCUGGGCAGGGCAGUUUCUAGUCGCAUGUGGAGUCGAUGGUCGCUGCCAAAGUUCACCUAUACCAUGGCAAUUCCAGACACUGGAGAUGUCAUGACGCGAACACUGCAACUAGCCAAAGAAGGGAAGUUGAAAGCAGUGGUUGAUGCCAAAGGCCCCUUCCCGUUUACAACAGAAGGAGUUCGAGCGGCCUUCAAGGUGCAAGAGAGUCGCCACCCAAAAGGCAAGGUGGUUGUGCGUGUAGCAAAUAAAGACUAG
This is a messenger RNA of Seminavis robusta, 1167 nucleotides long. The record is from the annotation of a GenBank genome assembly. NCBI's taxonomy places the organism in Eukaryota, Bacillariophyta, Bacillariophyceae, Naviculales, Naviculaceae.